AUGUGUGGUGGUCCUGGGUCAUGUGUGGCGGUUGUGGGUCAUGUGUGGCGGUCGUGGGUCAUGUGUGGCGGUCCUGGGUCAUGUGUGGCGGUUGUGGGUCAUGUGUGGUGGUCCUGGGUCAUGUGUGGCGGUUGUGGGUCAUGUGUGGCGGUCGUGGGUCAUGUGUGGCGGUCCUGGGUCAUGUGUGGCGGUCGUGGGUCAUGUGUGGUGGUCCUGGUCAUGUGUGGCAGUCGUGGGUCAUGUGUGGUGGUCCUGGUCAUGUGUGGCAGUCGUGGGUCAUGUGUGGUGGUCCUGGGUCAUGUGUGGCGGUUGUGGGUCAUGUGUGGCGGUCGUGGGUCAUGUGUGGCGGUCCUGGGUCAUGUGUGGCGGUUGUGGGUCAUGUGUGGUGGUCCUGGGUCAUGUGUGGCGGUUGUGGGUCAUGUGUGGUGGUCCUGGUCAUGUGUGGUGGUCCUGGUCAUGUGUGGCGGUCCUGGUCAUGUGUGGCGGUCGUGGGUUGUGGGUCAUGUGUGGCGGUCGUGGGUCAUGUGUGGUGGUCCUGGGUCAUGUGUGGCGGUCGUGGGUCAUGUGUGGUGGUCCUGGGUCAUGUGUGGCGGUCGUGGGUCAUGUGUGGCGGUCCUGGUCAUGUGUGGCGGUCGUGGGUUGUGGGUCAUGUGUGGUGGUCCUGGUCAUGUGUGGCGGUUGUGGGUCAUGUGUGGUGGUCCUGGGUCAUGUGUGGCGGUUGUGGGUCAUGUGUGGCGGUCGUGGGUCAUGUGUGGCGGUCCUGGGUCAUGUGUGGCGGUUGUGGGUCAUGUGUGGUGGUCCUGGGUCAUGUGUGGCGGUUGUGGGUCAUGUGUGGCGGUCGUGGGUCAUGUGUGGCGGUCCUGGGUCAUGUGUGGCGGUCGUGGGUCAUGUGUGGUGGUCCUGGUCAUGUGUGGCAGUCGUGGGUCAUGUGUGGUGGUCCUGGUCAUGUGUGGUGGUCCUGGUCAUGUGUGGCGGUCCUGGUCAUGUGUGGCGGUCGUGGGUUGUGGGUCAUGUGUGGCGGUCGUGGGUCAUGUGUGGCGGUCCUGGUCAUGUGUGGCGGUCGUGGGUUGUGGGUCAUGUGUGGCGGUCCUGGGUUAUGUGUGGCGGUCGUGGGUCAUGUGUGGAGGUCGUGGGUCAUGUGUGGCGGUCCUGGGUCAUGUGUGGCGGUCGUGGGUCAUGUGUGGCGGUCCUGGGUUAUGUGUGGCGGUCGUGGGUCAUGUGUGGAGGUCGUGGGGUCAUGUGUGGCGGUCCUGGGUCAUGUGUGGCGGUCCUGGGUCAUGUGUGGCGGUCCUGGGUCAUGUGUGGCGGUCCUCGGUCAUGUGUGGCGGUUCUGGGUCAUGUGUGGUGGUCCUGGGUCAUGUGUGGCGGCUGUGGGUCAUGUGUGGCGGUCCUGGGUCAUGUGUGGCGGUUGUGGGUCAUGUGUGGCGGUCCUGGGUCAUGUGUGGUGGUCGUGGGUCACGUGUGGCGGUCCUGGGUCAUGUGUGGCGGUCCUGGGUCAUGUGUGGCGGUUCUGGGUCAUGUGUGGUGGUCCUGGGUCAUGUGUGGCGGUCGUGGGUCAUGUGUGGCGGUCGUGGGUCAUUUGUGGCGGUCGUGGGUCAUGUGUGGCGGUCCUGGAUCACGUGUGGCGGUCCUAGGUCAUGUGUGGCGGUCGUGGUCGUGGGGUUCCCAGGAGCGUGUGGGGGAUUAGAGGCAGUGGAGGGGGGCCGGAGGGGGGCAGCAGAGGGAUCCGCCCGGUACAGACCUGGGAUUAGAGCCUGGAGCUGGCACUGCUCAGGGCCGACAGGAUCCACGGAGCCCCAGCCAUAG
Knipowitschia caucasica is the source of this 1806-nucleotide messenger RNA. Lineage: Eukaryota; Metazoa; Chordata; Actinopteri; Gobiiformes; Gobiidae. The record is from the annotation of a GenBank genome assembly.